Messenger RNA from Ahaetulla prasina, 1777 nucleotides. It is a transcript of the gene TNFRSF13B, whose product is annotated as TNF receptor superfamily member 13B. The record is from RefSeq and is a predicted model, not a curated record. Lineage: Eukaryota; Metazoa; Chordata; Lepidosauria; Squamata; Colubridae. Bases 139 to 849 code for a protein of 236 amino acids. The transcript is spliced from 5 exons. Gene Ontology annotation, molecular function: protein binding. Gene Ontology annotation, cellular component: plasma membrane.
AUAAACCCCACAAGCAUAGGAUCAGGGACACAUCGAGAUGACAUGAAGAAGAUGACCAUCAGCAAAGAGAAGUUCAACUCGGUUCAGCAGGGGGAAAAGUAGACCGCCCUGGAUUCAGACGUGCGCUUUCAACGGAUCAUGCCGUGCUCGAAAGACCAGUACUGGGAUGGCCUUCUGGGUAACUGCGUGUCUUGCAAAUAUGCUUGUCAGCCGCUCAAGUUCCAGGGAUGCGCCGAUGUCUGCAGCUCCUUGGAGUGCAGCAAGCAAGAGGGAUCCUACUACGACCAGCUCCUGAGAGAAUGCGUCAAAUGCUUCAGCAUCUGCGGGCAACACCCGAAACAAUGCGUACCUUUCUGUAGAAAGCCCUUUACAACCACUUUACCAACCCCAGCUACUCUCCAGCCUCUGCAGCGCAAACUGGAUGCUACCUAUGACCAGCAGGUGCUGCUGUACAUGGCCCUGGGAUUCUCCCUUUGCAUUCUGCUCUUCUCCUUGCUCUUGACUUGGUUUUACUUUCAAAGAAGGGGGGAUGAGAAGUUUUGUCGAGCCAGCUCACCGCCUUGCCAUAAAAAGGGAGAUCUACCAAAAGAUGGUCUCAUGGAAGCGGGAAGUUUCGGAAGCGACUCCGGGGGCAACCAGACUCCAGAGCCGGUAGAAACCUGUGGCUUUUGUUUCCCAGAAGUGAGUCCUGCCAUCCAGGAGACGCGGGCGUGCCCGAGGCCGUACCAGCUCGAGAUGCUGGCUGAAGUUGCUGCUGCUAUCCCUGGCGGGAUGGUCCCUCCCUCCGCGGAAGACUGCCGUUUCCAAAUUAUAUGUUCUCCUUCCCAAGAAAAGAUGCCGAUGAGCUAAGCCAUAAAUGAAGGGAGGGGGGAGGAGCAUAACAGGUUCCCGUCCCUCUCAAAAAAGCUGCUUGCGUUGUUGAGGUCUUGAAUUGUUAAGGGCCCACACCUGACAAGGAAACUGAGUGGUGAUUUUGUGUGGUUGUUUUUUUUUAAAAAAAAUCUUUGCCAGAUUGUUCACUCAUGGGCAUAAAAUUCCCAGGUUCCGGGUGAACAUCAAACAUAAAUGCUUGUUUAAAAAAUAAAAAAGUCCUCAAGGAAAAAAAAAAUUAUAUAGGUAGUCCUCGAUUUACGACCGCAAUGGAGGCCAAAUUUCCGGUUGCUGAGUGAGACAGUGAAGUGAGUUUUGCCCCAUGUUACGACCUUUCUCUCACCACCGUUGUUAAGUGAAUCACGGCAGUUGUUCAGUUAGUAGUCACACGGUCAUUAAGUGAUCCUGGCUUCUUCCUCCAUUGAUUUUGGUUGUCAGAAGGUCGCAAAAGCGGGGGACUCUGCAUCCGUCAUAAAUGUGAGUCAGGCUGCCAGGUGUCUGGAUUUUGAUCCCGUGACCACAGGGGAGGCUGCAAUGGUCGUUAAAGUGUGAAAAACGGUCCCAAGUCACUUUUUUCAGUGAUGUUGUAACUUCGGUCACUAAAUGGAGCCGUUGUAAGACCAGAACUACCUGUUUGCUGCAAUUUGUCUUGCUAGCUGCUUUCUGUUGCAUUUGUUCACUUUACUUUUUUUUUUGGUAUGUUUGCUUAAACAAAUGGUUGUUUACCUGUACAUGUGUUUGCCUUCCUGGUAUUUUCAAUAAAAUUUUCAGAGGAAGAUCUCCAGGGAAGUGGUAUUUCUAUGGUCUUCCUCUGUUUAUCUCUUUUUUUUAGACAUUAAGAAUUAAGAAUUGUUGCAAAGGCCUCUUGGCUUUUUAAAGGUGGUUGAGAGCAGACACAAAAAUAAGA